Messenger RNA from Entelurus aequoreus (snake pipefish), 3264 nucleotides. Its product is annotated as WD repeat-containing protein 70. The transcript has 18 exons. The coding region runs from base 83 to 2011 and encodes 642 amino acids. Lineage: Eukaryota; Metazoa; Chordata; Actinopteri; Syngnathiformes; Syngnathidae. The record is from RefSeq and is a predicted model, not a curated record. Gene Ontology annotation, cellular component: site of double-strand break; nucleus. Gene Ontology annotation, molecular function: protein binding. Gene Ontology annotation, biological process: regulation of DNA double-strand break processing.
CCGCUAGGGGCGCUGUCGUCAGACGUCAUACUGUAUACACAGGAUCAUUUCCGGUGGCCAAAGGUGAACUCAUCUAACAAACAUGGAUUCCAACAAGGCCGAAGACGAUAUGAGUGGGGAUGGAGACAUCACUUCUGUUAUGGGAUUCUCCGGAUUCGGAAAGAAGGCUCGGACGUUUGACCUCGACGCCAUUUUUGAACAGACCCGAAGGACCGCCAUUGAGAGGAGUCAACGUGCGUUAGAUGAGCGGCAAAAAGCGGAGGAGGAAGGAGAAAGCUCCACGUCUGUGCCCGCGCAGAAAGACAAAACGAUGGCACCGGCCGCUCACAGGAAACAGGAAGAUGACAGCAGCAGUUCAGACUCCGAGCCUAUUGGCCCUCCGUUACCUCCAAAAGAGGACGAUGACGACGAUGAUGACCUGGUGGGACCGCCUCUUCCGCCCGGUUACAAAAAUAUUCAAGGUGGUGAUGAUGAUGAUGAUGAUGAUGAUGACGAUGAUGACGACGACGACGAUGAUGCUGAAGAUGACGAGGAUGAUACUCCAGUAAAGAAGAUUCCUGACACUCAUGAGAUCACUAUGCUGCACGGCACCAAGACAGUGUCCGCCCUCGCCUUAGACCCCUCCGGAGCACGCCUGGUGAGCGGCGGCUUCGAUUUUGACGUCCGCUUCUGGGAUUUCGCCGGGAUGGACCAGGCUCUGCAGUCCUUCCGUACGAUCCAGCCGUGCGAGUGCCAUCAAAUCAGAUCCUUGCAGUAUAGCAUCACAGGGGACCGUAUCUUGGUGGUGUCAGGGAAUGCACAGGCCAAGGUGUUGGACCGUGACGGCUUCAACGUGAUGGAGUGCAUCAAGGGAGACCAGUACAUCGUAGACAUGGUCAACACCAAGGGCCAUACUGCGAUGCUGAACGACGGCUGCUGGCAUCCCAAGAUGAAGGAGGAGUUCAUGACCUGCUCCAACGACGGAACCGUACGCACGUGGGAUGUAACCUCUGAGAAAAAACACAAGUCCGUGUUCAAGCCGCGCUCCUUCCAAGGGAAAAAGGUCAUCCCCACGUGCUGCACCUACAGCCGCGACGGAAAGCUCAUCGCCGCCGGCUGCCAAGAUGGCACCAUCCAGAUCUGGGACAGGAACAUGAGCGUCCACACAAAGUUCCACUGUCGGCAAGCCCACAUUCCAGGAUCCGACAUCUCUUGCCUCUCCUUUUCGUACGACGGCGUAAUCCUUGCGUCACGUGGAGGUGAUGACACGCUGAAGAUGUGGGAUGUCCGCAACUUCAAGAAGCCGUUAAAUAUGGCUAAUGGGCUAACUAACUACUUUACCAUGACGGACUGCUGCUUUAGCCCAGAUGACCAGCUCAUUGUGACGGGCACCUCAGUGAAGAAAGACGAGGGUAACGGGAAGCUGGUGUUCUUUGACCGAUCUACCUUUCAGCGGGUUUAUGAAAUUGACGUCACCAAUGCGAGCGUGGUGCGCUGCUUGUGGCACCCGAAGCUCAACCAGAUCAUGGUGGGAACGGGAAACGGCCUGGCCAAGGUCUACUACGACCCCGUCAAAAGCCACAGAGGGGCUAAGCUGUGUGUCGUGAAGAGCAAGCGGAAACAGAAGCACGCAGAGGCCCUCACCCAGGAGUAUGUCAUUACACCUCACGCCUUGCCCAUGUUCCGAGAGGCCCGGCAGAGGAGCACACGCAAGCAGCUGGAGAAGGACAGACUGGACCCCAAGAAGUCCCAUAAACCCGAGCCUCCUGUGUCUGGACCAGGUCGAGGUGGCAGAGUGGCGGCCCACGGCGGCACGUUGUCCUCCUUCAUCGUGAAGAACAUCGCUUUGGACAAAACCGACGACAGCAACGCGCGAGAGGCCAUCCUGCGUCACGCCAAGGAAGCUUCGGAGAACCCUUACUGGGUGGCCCCGGCUUACAAGAAGACACAACCCACUCCUUUGUUUGCAGAAGAUUCCGAGGAGGAUGAGGAGGCUGAAAAGGAACCUGAGUGGAAGAAGCGUAAGAUCUGAGGACCUCUCUAGAACUCAAAGUGGACUGGAGGCUGCUUAUAGAAGCCCAGAACAGAGGUACUGUCUGGCUCCAUCAUUUACUACCAGGUCGCGCUGGUCAUAUUUUUUUAAGGCGUGCUUAGUGUUUUUAUGUGCAGUAUAGUGCAAUUUAUGUUCACUUUUUGUCUUCUCCAUCAUGAAUCACAUCCCACUUUCCUUCUGUCUAGCAGUUGUAAAAUCGCUGCUUUGAUUCCCGAUACUUGUAGACAGAAAGGUAGUUUUUCUACAUCUCGAAUACCGCCUUAAAUCUGCAAUGAGUUAAUCAUUUUGAGUCCAACACAGUAACUUACAUUGACCAUACGAAGAAAUUCAUAUUGCAGCAAGGAAAAGCACAUCCAGUUCUAAUAAAUCAUUUACAAGCCCGUUUUUUUCCAUUGCUAUUAAAACGCUGUGUUCCACAAUAUAGCUGCAUAUACGUGCAAAUGUACGAGUGACCAUGCUCACUGUCGAUAAAUAUUUGAGUUGGCGUACGUAAUGCAAACCAUCUUCCUGGAAAGCGUACUCAUCAAGGGCCCCUUUUUUUUUAAAAAAAUAGACCCUCAAAUGACAACACAACACACACUAGAUAUGGUCUCAUCCAGCUGGAGUCCACUGGGUGAGUCACGCUGGUUGGAAGUGCAGAGCGAGUCAUCCAGGAAUGUCAUCCAGACAAUAUAAACUACGGACGGAAUGUCUUUUAAAGUGAAAACAAGACAGAGUUGGUGUGACAAAGAAGGAAGGAAAACAUCAACGUGUUGACGUGGAUGAUCAUAUGUCACUAAAGUACAGGAGAACUUCUACUGUACUGGAGAAAGGAAACGUGGUAUACUUAUGUAUUUUUUUCCUCCUGAAAAUAAACCUGGCAGUCAUUUCCCAUAAUAUUGAUUAGUUUUUGAGUAAUGGGUAAGAUAACCAGCUGUACUUGGAACGCCCACUUUCCAUCGCCAGACUGGCCAUGCCUCUUAGUGUGACGUCAUCUACAGAACUGGAGCCCAUUUCCCCGCAUAGACACAUAAAGCUAAUAUUUUGAUCACUUCAUCGCAUGCUUUUGUCUCCUUCAAAACUGUUAUGGUUAACAUUAUAAGUAGAGAUGUCCGAUAAUGGCUUUUUGACGAUAUCCGAUACUCUGGUAUUGUCCAACUCUUAAUUACCGAUUCCAAUAUCAACCGAUACCGAUAUAUACAGUCGUAGAAUUAACACACUAUUGUGCCUAAUUUUGUUGUGAUGCCCCGCUG